AUGGAUGAAAAUAACGUUCCACAAAUGUCUGAACAUUUAUCAGGAAAAUCAGAUGACGAAUCUGAUGGCAAAUUUCUUAUUGCUAAGCCGAGUGGAACUCACAAAAUCAAUGUUCUUUCAGACGAAGCAGAAAGUAACGAAGCAACUCCAGAAGUUCUCUUCCCAGCACUUGACUCAGUCGAACAAUUAGGAACUGAGGGGAGGUUAAGCACUGUUCAGAUCGCUCAAAUGAAGCACCGUUUUUUUAAACUUCGCGGCCUACUAUCCAAAAUAAGAAAUAACGAAUUCAAUUUAAUAAAGUUAUCUAGAAAUUGGGCAGUUCAUCUGGAUAGCUUGAAUGAAUCAUUAUCCAAAGCUGACAAAUAUCCCGAAGGCUAUAACACAAAAGCGGAUACAUUACGUCAGCAACUUUUGAAUGCAAACAAUCGUCUACUACAAAUUAGCGAAAGAAAUGAUGCAUUAAAUUAUACCAUUGAAAGUUUGAAAGAUGAAAAACGUAUACUACAAAAUGAAUAUAAUCGCAUGCCUAAAGAAGAGGAUAUCAUAAAUAUGCGCGAAGAAUUAGAAAAAUCUGUUAGUGAAGUUAAAAAAGAAAUAAACAGACGAUCUGGAGAAACUCGACAAUUGACACAAACAUUAAAAGAUACCAAGGAAAUGUUAGGACAAGUAACUAAACUGAAGAAUGACGUCGAAGAACAGUGUCAAAAUUUAGUGUCAGAAAGUGUAGCAAUUCAAUCAAAACCGUUACAAAUAAUGAAGGAAAGUGAUAAGUUGCAAGCACAAAAAGAUGAAGUAGAACGCUUAAAAACUGAAACGCUAGGUGAACAGUCGAAAUUACAAGAUGAAAUGUUAUCACUAGAGUCACUUUAUUUACAACUUGAACAAGAAAGUGUUAAAUUAAAAACUCAGUCUGCCAAAAGACAAAAGAAACUGGAUGAUCUACAAUCACAAUAUGAAGCUGUCAAUGUGCAUAUUUGUCAACUAGAACAGAAAAAUUCAGAAAUGACAUUACAAAAAACGGAAAAGGAACUGGAAAUGGACCAUUUAAAACAAGAACUUUUACAGUUGAAAGAUCGUAUCAAUCAACAAACACGUUGGCGCGAAGAAUUUAUUCGUAAAGCACGUAAAGCUGAUACUAUACUACAGACAUUAAAAGAAUCUGUUAAGUUUACAAUGAAAACAUGUGCUGAAAAACACAUGAAUUGUUUAGCUGUGAAACAAGCUGGCCAAGAUACUGAACUAUUAAAGAAACGCACUCAAUUAACUCAUGAUAUAAAGAGACUUAAAGAAAUGUUAGUAAGUCAGUGUCAACUUACUGAAGUGGAACAAACCAAACUACGUCAAAGUUUACAGCAAGUGGAUCAAAUGAAUUAUGAUUUGGCUAACUUACGUAUUGCACUUGUGGAGUUGACACGUUUAAUCACUAUCAAAACAGAUGAAAGAGAACAGAAAUCAAGAGAUCUUUUACUUGCUCAAUCACGAUAUACUCGUAUACAAGAUGAUAUUAAGUCAAAAGAACUGCAAAUAAAUGAAUAUGAAAAAUCUCUGUAUGGUACACAGAAAAAAUUGAAAGAUUUUGCUCAGUUGUAUGAAACAGUUAAAGAAGAACGUAAUAACUGUCUAGGCUUUAUUCAAUUAGCUAAUCAACAUAUACAAGAAUUAAAUGAAAAAAUACGGAUAUCUGCAAAUGAAAUAGAAAUUUUGAAGAAUAAUUUAGCUCACAAAGAAGAUCUAUUAACUAAACAAAGAAAUAAAAUUGAAAAAGCUAUUGCAGCACGUGAUCUUCUACGCAAUGAAUUUUCGAAACUGAGUUGUACAAUUGAAGAUAAUGAAGCACAAAAGGAGCGAAUGAAACAGUCGAUUCAAAGACAAAAUGUCAUAAUUACACAAACAACAAGGCAAUUAGAAGAUUUAAAAGAUUCCAUAGGUCAUGUAAUCAAGUUACGUAACUGUCGAGCGAUUGAGCUAGUUGAACGUAAUGAAGAAUUCUGUGUUCUACAGGAAAAAUUGAAUCUACAAAAUCUCACCCUUCAUAAAGGUGAAGUUGAAAUGAACAAAUUAGGCGAAGAAAUAAGAUGUUUACAACUAAUUAAGAACGAUUUACAUAGAACUAAUGAAUCAUUGAGAAAAGAGGGUAAAGAAAGAGAAAAACUACAAAAUGAAAUACUGUCUAGUCAACUACAGUUGGCCGUAUGUCAAAAUCGUGUAACACGAUUAGAAAACUCCGCCACUUCACCGACAGCAUUUUUAUUGGAUAGUGAAACAGGUCUUGCAGUUAAACAAGAUUUAAUUAAAUGCAAAGAUAAAAUAAAUACCAAUAUUGUAUUGUAUGAAUCACGUGUAAAUGAGUUAAGCGGUAAACAUGAAGAUUCAGCUGAAUUAAGACGUAAAAUUGAUGCACUUGAAGUUCAGAUAUUUGGUCGUGAGAAAAAGUUAUUAGAGCUAAAUUUAUUGUUGGAUGCAGUUGAAUGUUUGGUAAAUAAACUUGAUAAACAAGUUAAUAUGGGCAAGGAUGUAACAUUAACCUUGGCUAUCAGAACAAAUGAACAAAAGGUUACUACUAUUCAAGCUACUAAACGUCUAAAAGCAAAAACAGCUGAGGUAACCAUGUUGAUGACUACAACACUUGAACUUGAACGGCAAGUAGAGGGACGUCGAGCUUUUCUUAAAGAGUGUUAUCGACGCAUGAAGGCUGGGAAUCCUCCCACAGAUGAUAUAAUUAGAGAAUUAGAAAAAUAUAAUAGAGUGAUUCAGUGGAAAUGUAAAAGAGCGAUCUCAAAGGCUUUAGAAUCGGAUGAAUACUGGACUACAGCACCAGAAAGACCUAACGUCUAUGUGAUGCACCGUAAUGUAGCAAAUAAACCCAAUGAAAGCCCACCAAAUCAAGUCUCAAAUCCUGCAAGUUCAGAUGAUCAAAUAUCUAGUCAAAAAAUGAACCUACUUUUAAUACCAUAUGGAGCUCAUGCACCAUUUCGACCUAGUGACCCUAGUUCACAUAUGCGUCAUUUUCGAAAGCCGGAGUUGAAACCGAUUGACACUUAA
This is a messenger RNA of Schistosoma turkestanicum, 3042 nucleotides long. NCBI's taxonomy places the organism in Eukaryota, Metazoa, Platyhelminthes, Trematoda, Strigeidida, Schistosomatidae. The record is from the annotation of a GenBank genome assembly.